AUAUCGACUGCGCCCGCUCAUUUCUCAACUCAAGCCUUGAACUUCGUUCGGUUCAGUAAAAUGGAAUGGAAGUUCGAUAGCCUAGCGACCCAACCCCAACUAUCUUCUGUCUACUAUUGCCAUCUGAAAUCCGUAAUGGCUUUCAUCUGAGAAAUCCGUUAGAGCCGAGCAUCAUGAAGCUGAAGCGGACGGGAAUGGAUAGCGACAUGCCAUUUCUUUCUGAAGGGAUCAUCAUAAACAUUCUCAAACGACUUCCGGUAAAAUCCCUAAGCCGAUUUAAAUGUGUGUGCAAGCGUUGGAAAGAUGUCAUCAAAACUCCCUCUUUCAUCGCCGACCACCUUCAACACUCCAGUCAGCAAAAACCUUCUCUUCUUAUGGAAUGGUAUGCAGAUCACGGCUUGCGUUUGCUCGAUUGCGGGAUGCAGAUCCGUGAAGUUCAGAAUGCACCAUUGAUCGAUUCCUUGGAGGAUGCAAGUAUCGUUGGUUCCUGCAAUGGCCUUCUCUGUGUUGAAAUCGAUGAGGAUGACGGAUCUAUUCCUCCCCUUUUAUUGUGGAAUCCGGCGACUACAGCGGUCAGACAUGUGCCUCGUAACAGAAAUGAUUUUAUUGACUAUCAUGAUUGGGUUGAAGGAUUUGGGUUCAGUCCAAUUGUUAAUGAUUACAAGAUAGUGAGAACUUAUGCUGAGUUUGAUGAUGGCUUUGACGAUGAGCUUAAAGGGGUGGAAGCAGUGGAAGUGUUUUCGUUAAGCAGAGGGUCAUGGGAGGGAAUAGAUAUUGGGAACUUAAAGGGGGUGAAUCUUCAUUCUGACACUGUCACAGCUAAUGGAGCUAUGUUUUGGUUUGGAUCAAAGCUAGGUUCGAAGGAUGAGGGUGAAGAUGAUGUUGAGAUGAUAGUUUCAUUUGACAUAGCAAAGGAAGUCUUUACAUUGAUACCGAGGCCUGAUUUAGAUUAUAAUGCAGAUGGAAUGCUUACUGUUUAUGAAAAUAAACUUGCAAUACUUUGUGGCCUUUCAGAAGAUGAUGAUGAACCAUCUUAUUUGAUUGGUUUGUGGGUUUUGGAUGAGGGUACAUGUGAAUCUGAGAAGAUAUGGAGCUGGAAUAAAAGAUAUACCAGCAGCCCCUUCUCAUUCAGGUUAGAUCCGUUGACUAUUUGGAGGGACGAAAUUGUCUGCAAACCUUGUUCUAAAGAGGAUAAUGCAAAAGGAAGAAAUGCUCUUUAUCUGAUAAAUCUCACUACUAAUGAAGUUAAGAGUUUUGUCUAUCCCGAUUAUGUCAGUAGUAUUUCCAAUUAUGCGGAAAGCCUUGUACCAGUUGGCUCCACAUUGAAGAAUCUUGAUCCUAGAUCUUAAAUUAUUACAAUGUAGAUUUACAUUGUUGGUGGGAUGGAAUCUCCAAUAUUUGAGAUCAUUCUAUGCCUAUGAUAUUUGAUAUUUGAUCUUAUGCGGAGCGGAUAUUUAACACCAGAUGUGCCUAUAAUUUGGGACUUGUUUAUUUGUUUAUUUAUUUAUUUAUUUUGAUAAAUAAAGGAACAGCUCAUUAGCUGUUAAAGCAAAUAUAGUAUUUGGGACUUGUUUAUUAAUAUGUCAAUUUUAUAUGAAAAGUAUACCAGUAGUUUAUUAUAUUGUAUGUAAUUGAGAGGCCAGAAAAGUAACGAAUGCUUCUCUCUGCUUUUA
Molecule: messenger RNA, 1673 nt
Organism: Prosopis cineraria
Lineage: Eukaryota; Viridiplantae; Streptophyta; Magnoliopsida; Fabales; Fabaceae
Product: putative F-box protein At3g10430
Exons: 1
Coding region: 174-1349 (391 amino acids)
Molecular function (GO): protein binding
Source: RefSeq, a predicted model, not a curated record